AUGGGAAAGCAUGACAAAAAGACAGGUAAAGGUCGUCUAGACAAGUUCUACAAGCUUGCGAAGGAGCAAGGUUAUCGUGCUCGUUCAGCAUUCAAGCUCAUCCAUCUCAACCGCAAAUACGACCUCCUCGCAAAAUCCAAAUGUACCAUCGAUCUAUGUGCAGCACCAGGAGGUUGGUUACAAGUAGCUGAAAAGUACAUGCCGAAAGGGUCUCUCAUCAUCGGUGUUGAUCUUCAUCCCAUCAGAGCCCUACCCCACGUCACUACCUUCGUAUCCGAUAUCACGACCCCUCAAUGUCGCAACCUCCUCCGGUCGCAUAUGCACGAUUGGAAAGCCGAUUUGGUUCUGCAUGAUGGUGCUCCGAACGUAGGUAGUGCUUGGGUUCAAGACGCUUUCACGCAGAACGAAUUGGUGUUGCAGAGUUUGAAACUUGCCACUGAGUUCUUAGUCAAGGGUGGAAAUUUCGUUACCAAGGUGUUUAGGAGUCAAGAUUAUAAUUCCCUCUUAUGGGUCUUUGGACAGUUAUUUGACAGUGUGGAAGCUACUAAACCUCCCUCAUCAAGAAACGUUUCCGCAGAGAUCUUCGUCGUGUGUCAAGGCUUCAUCGCUCCAAAGCAUAUCGAUCCCAAAUUCUUGGAUCCAAAGCAUGUCUUCAAAGACGUCGCGGCUCUGCCAACUUCUAUCACCCAGUCUACAGGUGAAGGAUCAACGACAGCGGCGUCAUCGUCAAAACCCGCGGUCAACAACCAAGCUCAUGCGAAUGUUUUCAUGCCGGAGAAGAACAGGAGACAUAGGGAUGGUUACGCGGAAGGAGAUUAUACUUUGUUCCACAAGACAACAGUGGGGGAUUUUGUCAAGGGAGCGGAUCCUGUGGCGCUACUUGGUAGCAUGAAUCAAAUCGAAUUUGUUACUGAAGAGGAAAAAGGAUGGCUUAAAUCUCGACAUACCACCCCGGAUGUUCUAGCCAACUUCGCCGAUCUCAAAGUGUUGGGAAAAGGAGAUUUCAAGCUACUCAUGAAAUGGCGUACGGCCAUUCGACUGCAAACGGGGUUGGACGUCAAGGCAGAUGCGACUAAAGACCUCACAGAGGAGGUAAAUAUUCAACCCAUGGAUGAGGAAGAACAAAUCUCUGCUGAACUGGAAAGACUCCGCGAAAGCAAACUUUCUCAAACCAAGAGAGAAAAGAAACGUGCAAAUGAGAAGAAAGCGAAAGAACUCCUCAAACAUCAACUCCACAUGACCGUUCCUACCGAUCUCGACUUUGACGAUCCUACUCUUGGCGGUGAACAAGUUUUCGAUCUUGGUGAGGGUGAAAAGGAGUUGUCUCGGAGAGGUCGGAAAUCCACUCUGGGUGAGACUUUGAAAGAUGCCGACGGGAUGUCAUCUUCAGAUUCGGAGUCUGAAAAUGAGGAAGAAGAUGCCGAAGUGCUAUCUUCUGACGAAGAACGUGAACGUCGGACCGAGGCUCUGGAGGGCGAAUUGGACGGGAUGUAUGACGAAUAUCAAGAAAGGAUGAAAGAACGGGAUGCUAGGUGGAAAGUCAAACAGGCUCGUUUGAGAGAUAAAAACUUCGCCGCUUGGCAUGGUAUCAAAGAAGGAAGUGAUGCGGAAAGUGAUGAUGAGAUCGAUAAGAGUUACAAAGGUGGGAUGGUACGUGUUCCCAGAAGGGGAGAUGCGGAUGAAUCAGGAGAGGGGGAUGGAGAGGAAAGUGAAGAGGGAGGAUGGGAUGUGGUUACGGCGAGAAAAGAAAAAUACGAUGUUGAUUCGGAUGAUUCGUCAGAUGAAGAGAAGAUGUCUGGAAUUCAGACACACGAGAAAAAGCGGAAGGCAGUGAGGUUUGAUACAGGACAAAAGACGGUUCAGAAGAAUCAAGGUUUGGUGACUUCUUUGAGGGAGAAAGAGGAGAAAGCACAGAUGAGUCGACAAGCUCAGUUAUGGUUCACACAGUCGGUGUUUAAAGACGUUGGGGAUCUUGCUGCUUUGGAUGGCGAUGAUGAGGGGGAGGUAUCUGCUGAGGGAUCGAUCGAUGAACAAGAGAUGGACUUGGAAGGAGAUGGGAAUGAAGAAGAGGAUGAGGAAAUGUCUGAGGAGUUGUCAAGUGCUGGAGAUGAGGAAGGAAGUGAUGUGGAGAUGGCUUCCGUCAGUGAUGAGCAGGACGGUGAGGAACAGGAAGAAGAAGAGGAGGAGGACGAUUUUGAGAUCGUUCCUCAGGAUAAAGACGACGGUCAAGCUUGGGAUGUUGAUGAUGUGGAUCAGGAUGAGGUGAAACAGAAGGUUAUCAAAGACAAAGGUCUUCUCUCAGCCGAAGCUAUAACCCUAGCCACACGUCUAAUAAACCGUCAACAAACACUAUCUUCAUUAAUCGACGACGGGUUCAAUCGUCAUUCAAACUUGAACAAAGAUUCACUCCCAAAUUGGUUCUUAGAUGAUGAAGCAAAACAUUAUCGUCCUAAUAUCCCAAUAACAAAAGAAGCUGUAUCGGUAUUACGUGAACGUCAAAGAGCUUUAGACGCUAGACCUAUAAAAAAAGUAGCAGAAGCAAAAGCUAGGAAAAAAUAUCGUGCUAUUGCUAGAUUAGAAAAAGCUAAAAAGAAAGCGGAUGGAGUUAUGGAUACUGAUGAUUUAAACGAAAAUGAAAAAGCUAAACAAGUUGGUAAAUUGUUAAAUCGUGCAAAAGGGAAAGAUAAAAAGAAAGAAAAGAAAAUCGUGGUUGCUAAAGGUUCGAACAAAGGUAUUAAAGGUAGACCUAAAGGUGUUAAAGGGAAAUAUAAGAUUGUAGAUUCUAGAAUGAGGAAAGAGGUUAGAGCUGAGAAGAGGAUUAAAAAAGCUGGGAAAAAGAGAAGAUGAAUUCUUUUCUUUUCUUUUCUCUCUUUCUGUCUGAUCCUCUUCGUUUCUCUUUCCUGGUCAUUUGUUAUUUCCUUUUCCUGUCUUCGUUAGUUUUCUCAACAGGCAUAGGGAGGACAAAUGGCGGACUUGAAUUUUGAAAGGGAAGGAGAGGGGACAUGUGUAUGCAUCGUUUAAACAAU
This is a messenger RNA of Tremella mesenterica DSM 1558, 3026 nucleotides long. RefSeq lists its product as uncharacterized. The record is from RefSeq and is a predicted model, not a curated record. Gene Ontology annotation, molecular function: rRNA (guanine) methyltransferase activity; rRNA (uridine-2'-O-ribose)-methyltransferase activity. The transcript is spliced from 6 exons. Gene Ontology annotation, biological process: maturation of LSU-rRNA from tricistronic rRNA transcript (SSU-rRNA, 5.8S rRNA, LSU-rRNA); rRNA methylation; maturation of 5.8S rRNA from tricistronic rRNA transcript (SSU-rRNA, 5.8S rRNA, LSU-rRNA). Lineage: Eukaryota; Fungi; Basidiomycota; Tremellomycetes; Tremellales; Tremellaceae. Gene Ontology annotation, cellular component: nucleus; preribosome, large subunit precursor; nucleolus. Bases 1 to 2847 code for a protein of 948 amino acids.